This is a messenger RNA of Penicillium maclennaniae, 1647 nucleotides long. Its product is annotated as acyltransferase family protein. The transcript has a single exon. The record is from RefSeq and is a predicted model, not a curated record. The coding region runs from base 1 to 1647 and encodes 548 amino acids. Lineage: Eukaryota; Fungi; Ascomycota; Eurotiomycetes; Eurotiales; Aspergillaceae. Gene Ontology annotation, cellular component: membrane. Gene Ontology annotation, molecular function: acyltransferase activity, transferring groups other than amino-acyl groups. Gene Ontology annotation, biological process: polysaccharide biosynthetic process.
AUGCCAUAUUUUGCUGAAGACCGCGCCUCAAUGAGCGCCGCUGAUGUUCCCCUGACGGACCUCGAGCGCGGCUCUAAUUCGAACACCAAUGAAUCUGCCCGCUGGAACGGCUUUUCUCAAUUCCAUCCAUCCAACAUCCUCGCGAACGCCAACGGUCUAGCACCGAAAGUGCCACAGAAAGACUGGGUGGCAUACACGGAAGAUGCAUGGCACCGGAUAACGGUCGCAUUGACGCCGAGCUUUCUGAAACACUAUGUCGGAGGCGAAACGCCCGACGAUACGAAGCUGCACGCCAUCGCUGCCCUUGACGGGCUUCGCGGCUGGGCCUGCCUGCUCGUCUUCAACUUCCACUUCCUUUUUACGUACACGUGGAAAGUCUCAAUUGGAUGGGGUUUCAAUGGCGAUAAUUUCGGCAUUCACCAGCUGCCAGUUGUGCAUCUCUUGAUCUCGGGCCAUGUUAUGGUGGCCAUUUUCUUCGUCCUCUCUGGCUAUGUGCUGUCGUACAAGCCACUCAAGACUAUCCGAUCCCAGUCAUUUGAGCAGACCUUCACAAAUUUGGCUUCUUCGACAUUCCGACGUGGCCUACGUCUAUACGUGCCCGCGUUGAUUGGACUCAUGUGUGUGUUCCUGGCCGUCCGCCUCGGUCUCUACAACUACUCGCACAGCGUCAUCCAGGAGGGCCUCACCAUUCGCGGCACCAAUGAACAACACCCGCCAGUGUAUCGAUCAUUCACAAAGCAGUUCUGGGAUUUCCACUAUACAGUCGCGCAUCUCUUAAACCCCUUUGACUGGAAUCUCUAUUACAACAAUUACAACCCGCAUCUCUGGACCAUCCCAGUUGAAUUUCGCUCCUCAAUUGUCCUAUUCCUUACUAUCCUCGCCACAUCCCGUGUCGGCACAGCUGUCCGCAUGUCUCUCGUUGGGUCCCUCAUCUGGUUUUGUAUGCGCUAUGGCCGCUGGGACGUUGUCCUCUUCUUAUUCGGCAUGAUCAUGGCCGAGAUCGACAUCAUCAACGGAACCUGGGAGCGUCCAGCGGGCUUGAACGCAAUUGACGAGAAAACCAACAUUCGCCUAAGCCCCAGUGGCAGAGUCUUAACCACCAUCUCGCGCCGCAAACUAUGGAUAUCUGUAUUCAUAACCGGCCUAUACAUUGGUUCCGCCCCAAACUUAGGCUUCAAAUGGACCCCUGGCUUUGGAUGGCUAUGGCCUUUGACCCCUCACACUUACGGCGAACUUCAACGAUUCCCACAAUCUAUUGGCGCAGCCCUCAUCGUAUUCAGUAUCAACCACUCACCGGACAUCCAGAAAUUAUUCACCAACCCGCUUUCCCAAUACUUAGGCAAGAUUUCCUUUGCAUUCUAUAUCGUCCACGGACCCAUUCUACACUCAUUGGGCUACUCUCUCAUGCCGAAUAUCUGGGCUAUCACGGGCAAGGAAACCAACUUCCAAUAUUGCUUUGGGUUCUUGAUUGGUUGGAUGAUAUGUCUGCCUAUCUCGAUUUGGGUGGGCGAUAUCUAUUGGCGCGCUGUGGAUAUUCCCAGUGUCAAAUUCGCGCGAUGGGCUGAGAAUUGCGUUCUCGUGAAGAAUGCUCCAUUGGCUCCUACUCCGAGUCUGGGUACUCCAAGGGCGACGCCUAAAUUGGGAUAG